This is a messenger RNA of Cyphomyrmex costatus, 1426 nucleotides long. RefSeq names its product hedgehog signaling protein (gene hh). The record is from RefSeq and is a predicted model, not a curated record. Gene Ontology annotation, biological process: protein autoprocessing; multicellular organism development; intein-mediated protein splicing. Gene Ontology annotation, molecular function: calcium ion binding; patched binding. The coding region runs from base 1 to 1359 and encodes 452 amino acids. The transcript has 3 exons. Lineage: Eukaryota; Metazoa; Arthropoda; Insecta; Hymenoptera; Formicidae.
AUGGUGCACCAUUAUCAUCGUCGCCGCGGCCUCCAGGCGACCCACCACUGUGCCAUUGGGAGUCGCGUAGGCACAUGCACUUCGCUCUUCCAGGUUCUUCUGUUGCUCCUCACCCUUUGGCUGCCCGUGCUCGAUAACAGUGGCUUUGCUUUGGCGUGCGGACCCGGCAGAGGCGCCGGCCGACGGCCGAAUCUGCGGAAGCUUACUCCUCUGGUCUUCAAACAGCAUGUACCAAAUGUCAGCGAGAACACCUUACCGGCGAGCGGACUCAGCGAGGGACGGAUUACUAGAUAUGACCCCAGAUUCCGAGACCUCGUACCCAAUUAUAACACGGACAUCAUCUUUAAAGACGAGGAAGGCUCCGGUGCCGAUCGUCUCAUGACACAGAGGUGCAAGGAGAAACUUAACACUUUGGCGAUCUCGGUGAUGAACCAGUGGCCCGGAGUGAAACUGCGAGUUGUCGAGGGUUGGGACGAGGAAGGCAUGCACGCGACAGAUUCCUUGCACUACGAAGGACGUGCCGUCGAUGUCACGACGAGCGAUCGCGAUCGCUCCAAGUACGGGAUGCUGGCGAGACUCGCGGUUGAGGCUGGUUUCGACUGGGUCUACUAUGAGUCCAGGUCGCACAUACAUUGCUCUGUCAAGUCUGAAUCGUCUUCAGCGGGUAAGUCCGGUGGUUGCUUCCCCGGGAGGAGUCUGGUCCGAACGGAGGACGGUAGUAUGAAGAGGUUGGACGAUGUGCGCCUCGGCGACCGUAUCGCCGCUGUGGACUCUCGUGGCGAUGUGGUGUACAGCGAGGUGAUCGCUUUCUUGGAUCGUUCUCCGUCCGAAAGGAGGCAGUUCAUCCGAUUGACGACCAAGUCUGGUCGAGUGCUCACGUUAACGCCAGCGCACUUGGUGCCGGUGGAGGGUGGGUCGUCGGUGUUUGCCGCCAACGUGCAACCCGGCGACAGGAUCCUCGUGAGCGAUACCGAUGCAGCGAACGCGGUGAACGAAGUGGACAGUCGUUUGCGAUGGGACAGAGUCAACGAGACUAAGUUGGUCAUCGAAGAAGGAGUUUACGCUCCGCUUACGAUGGAGGGUACUCUUCUCGUAGACGACGUCGUCGCGUCUUGCUAUGCUGUCGUCAACAGUCAGUCUUUAGCACAUUACUCCUUCCUGCCGCUAAGAUUUUGGCACAGCGCGACAUCUUUUUUCCUACAAAGGCUGAACGAUGCAAAACACUUUGUGGCAAGACAUAACUAUGUGUCCAGAACAGAGUCGACGAUGAGAGGAGAGCAAGAAGGCAUCCAUUGGUACGCAUCGAUGCUUUAUUCGCUGUCCUUGUACGUACUGCCAUCGAAAAUGAUCUACAAUUGAGAUACGACAGGAACAAAAGAACUCGUACAAAAUGUCGAGUGAAUCCUCAAGGACAAACUUAAGUGUU